GAAAGACAGAAAAAAGAGAGGUUGAUCUCUAUGCUAGCCCUUUAGGCUAAUAUAAAAGUGUAUCCUACUUGCUUUUAAUGGCUAAACCACAGAUUGCUAACAGCCGCAGUAACCUCCCUGAUAUUUAUGUCUUGUGAACUUAGUAUAUAGUAUUACACAUAGCUAAUCUUAUGACUGGUGGACCCCCAGCGUCGACCUAUCGAUAUCUCCUUUUUAUUUACACUAAUAUUUUCAAAGUUUAGUUCCACUCGUCAUUUCAUAUCAUAUAAAACAAAGCACAAUUCACUCAUAUAUCACAAAUCCGCUGCCUGUCACAGGACAUACUGAUUUCCCUAAGCUUUCACAAACUCAUUUUGCUGUUCUCUAUUUCUUCUUUCAUUUCAUAGCUUUUAAUCUUCUGUUCUUUGUAGAUUUCUUAGUUGCUAUUUUUCCAAGAUUCUGAAAAGUAGGGUCUUUCUCUAAAUUCUCUAAUCCAAGAUGCUAUUCAAAAGGGUAUUCUUAUUCCCAGUAUAUGAUUCUGAAUUAACUACCUUUUGGUAAUCAUAAAAAUCUCAUUCUCUAGACACUGCACCUCAAAAUACUCUUGCACACACUUAUUGGAAGUUGCGGAAAUGGAAACUUUAUUUCCUAGUUCGUUUUUACCAAAUUCAAGUUGGAUGAGUAAGAGCAGAGAAUGGACUAAAGAAGAGAACAAGCAGUUUGAAAGUGCUAUUGCAAUAUAUGAUGAGAAUACUCCUAAUAGGUGGUCUAAGAUUGCAACUCUAAUCCCUGGAAAGUCAGUUGUUGAUGUGAUGAAUCAAUACAAGGAACUUGUUGCAGAUGUUUAUGACAUCGAAGCUGGAUUGGUCCCAAAUCCUGGUUAUUUCCCCUCUUCGAUUACAUUAGAACUGGUCGAUCAUUGUGGAUUACAAACAUUUAGAAAGCGAGGCAGCAAAUCUUCUGAUCAAGAAAGAAAGAAAGGCGUACCAUGGACUGAGGAAGAACACAGGAGAUUCCUGAUGGGACUUGAGAAGUAUGGAAAAGGGGACUGGAGGAACAUAUCCAAGAAAAUGGUAAUUUCAAGAACACCAACCCAAGUGGCUAGUCAUGCUCAAAAAUAUUACCAGAGACAACUUUCAGGAGGCAAAGAUAAGAGGAGGCCUAGUAUUCAUGAUAUUACCACUUUCCAUUUCACGGCCGAUGCGUCUGAAAACAACCUAGUAUACAACAUUAAUUCCUUGUCUAAAGAAAAGUUAUAUGCAGCCUCGCCUUUGCAGAAAUUCACAGCCACAACAGAUAUAGUGAACUGCUGGAAUGGUAGCUCAAGUGAUGAAAUGGAUUUUGGAUCAUCUUAUGGCAGGUCAUUUGUCGCGUACCCGUAUGAGAUUGCUUCACAGUCUUGGGAUGAACAUGAAGCUGAUAAUAUUACUAUUAAUGAUAAUUCACAGUUCCAGUUCCAAUCAACAAGAUACUCAAUCAGAUAUGGGGUUGAUCAGUGGCAGGGUUGAAAAUGAAAAAUGUCUAUGUAGGAUUCUGUUUUGUGAUGUUGGUAUUAAAUUAUAAUUGUAAUUCAAGUUUAGUUUGGUAUGGGUAGUCUAAUUUGUAUGUCACUCUUUUAGACUUGAAAUGAAAAUCUUCGACUAAGUCUUCUCACCAA
This is a messenger RNA of Lycium ferocissimum, 1636 nucleotides long. RefSeq names its product transcription factor DIVARICATA-like. Bases 612 to 1487 code for a protein of 291 amino acids. Gene Ontology annotation, molecular function: DNA binding. The transcript has 2 exons. The record is from RefSeq and is a predicted model, not a curated record. NCBI's taxonomy places the organism in Eukaryota, Viridiplantae, Streptophyta, Magnoliopsida, Solanales, Solanaceae.